Salarias fasciatus (jewelled blenny) is the source of this 657-nucleotide messenger RNA. Its product is annotated as thioredoxin-like. The record is from RefSeq and is a predicted model, not a curated record. NCBI's taxonomy places the organism in Eukaryota, Metazoa, Chordata, Actinopteri, Blenniiformes, Blenniidae. The transcript has 5 exons. Bases 125 to 448 code for a protein of 107 amino acids. Gene Ontology annotation, molecular function: protein-disulfide reductase activity.
GUGCUGCUGUUCGUUUCCUGUCAACUUGACGCGAUUAAAAACGUGGCGUGCGCGCGUGUAACUGUGCAUUCCUGGACCAGUCGGCUCUUUUCCAGCAGCGGCGCUCCUUCUGCAAACCGUUACAAUGGUCCGCGAGGUGGAAAACCUGGAGGACUUCCAGAAUAUCCUGAAGGAAGCUGGGAGCAAGCUGGUGGUGGUGGACUUCACCGCCACGUGGUGCGGCCCCUGCAAACAGAUGGCCCCAAAAUUCCAGGAAAUGUCCGAAAGUUCCGAGAAUGCAAACGUGAUCUUCAUUAAAGUGGACGUAGACGAGGCCGAGGAUGUGAGCACUCACUGUGGAAUCAGCUGUAUGCCCACGUUCCAGUUCUACAAGAACGGACAGAAGGUGGACGAGUUCUCCGGCGCCAACGCGGCUCAGCUGAAAGACAAGUUGGAACAACUGAGAUAAUGAAGUCGCGGCGACGAAUCCACGCUGCCCCACGUCGUAGAAGCAGUUUCUCCUCCCCGUCUCACCGUCUGUAGGCCAAGCCUCACACACAGGAAGUAAUUUAUUCCCCCCUAAUAGCUCCGAGCAUCUCAUUCUUAACUGGCUUCGCCCCCAAAACGUCUCGGUUUUGUGUUGAACAAGGUGGAUUUAAUAAAUGAAGUACUCCUCCC